Molecule: messenger RNA, 22218 nt
Organism: Plasmopara halstedii
Lineage: Eukaryota; Oomycota; Peronosporomycetes; Peronosporales; Peronosporaceae
Product: Insulin-like growth factor binding protein, N-terminal
Exons: 5
Coding region: 1-22218 (7405 amino acids)
Source: RefSeq, a predicted model, not a curated record
AUGCUCUUGAGGUUGCUCUUCUCGGGUUCAUUGUUACUUACAGAAUUCCAAUCUAUCACAGAAGCUACUGGCGAAAUCUUAACUGCGUCAUGGACAAAUGUGACGGUGGGUGCAGCACCAGUACUUAAUCUUGUAUUGACGACGGGGGACGACCCUUUACUGUCGGCGAACACUCGUUUCGAGAUCCAGCUUCACCCACACUUUGCCGUGGCUUCGGACGCUGGCAUCGAUGAAGUCGUGCUAAGAGAUACCUUAGACGGCACGUGCAGUGUCACAGUGGACUCAAGUAUGAACAAGCUGACUGUCCAACGCAAUGGAGAUGGAAGUGUUGUGAAUUCGGCUACCCAAAUACAAUUUAAUCUGAAUGGUGUAACGAACCCUAGUUACGCUGGCCAAAUAUGUGUCGGAAAUAUUGAAAUUCUUGACAAUCAAGCGCAAUUAUCUCGAACUUUGCAGUUGCCUACGAUUGUUAUUGAGCCGGGAUCCCUUUGGAAUGCUCAGCUGGAGUUUUCAAAUUUGCUAAGCGGUCGUCGCGCCUCGGUGGUGGUUCGUAUGACACUUGCUCACGCCAUACCAACGGAUGGAGCUAUAACAAUAUAUUUGCCGUCGCCUCUGUAUGGGUCGUUAUCUGGUGUCUCCCUGUUAAGCGAUUCAGGGCUAGACGGCGACCUGGAAAUAAUGUCAAAGAAUAAUGCGAUCUGGAUAAUGCGAGGGGUACGUUCAGGCGGUGCCAGCGCAGAAAUGCAGGAUGUUGUUUUUGAACUGAAUGGAGUAUUACACCCUUACAUAGAAGGUCCAUUUGGCUCUUCUAUUCUACUGCAGACACUGGAUGGAUCUAAGCACAUUAUUGAUCAGACGUAUGUAGACACAUCGAAGAACAACCUGGCCAAAGCACGUGUGGUGUUCAGCAGUACGAGUCUUCAGGUGAAAGAAGGGGAUGCUAUUGGAGCACAAUACACAGUCGUCCUAAGUGAUCCACCUUACAGGGACACUACCGUAAUACUCUCAGUUGGGGAUUUUGUCAGCCGAUCACAGCUAACGCUUGAUCCCUUAUUUCUUGUGUUUUCUACUUCAAAUUGGUCUAUACCCGCAAACGUGUCUGUCUCUGCAAUAGACGAUGAUGCAUAUAGUGGAAACUAUACUCAAGAAAAUCUCGUUAGAGUAAGCCACACGAUCAUCAGAGGUGACAGCGGCAAUACAUUUGCGGGUGGUGGCGACGUUAACGUACAUAUUAGCGAGAAUGAUUUUCCUGCCAUUCGUCUCUCCAACCGCUUUCUUGCGGUCAUUGAAGGACUUCGCAACGACAGCUAUCAGAUAUCUCUUACGUCCCAGCCUAGCAGCGAUGUAAUUGUAUUUAUGAAACCAAAAGAUUCCUUUAUUGAGGCCUAUCCAAAUGAGGUGGUGUUUACAAGUGGUACAUGGAAUACUUCGAAGGUUAUCAACGUGGUUGCAUCUACUGCAAUAUCAACAGUUCAGACAACUAGCGGCAUAUUACAUGUAAUUGUUUCGGGUGAUGUAAACUACGAUGGCCGUAAUGAUCAUGUUUUCCCGCAAAAUGAAGUGCAGGUAUACUAUGAGCCGCUCGAAAUGGAAUCUUGCGUUAUACCGUGUCGUGCAGGAUGGUUCUCAAUGUUUAAUGCUUCAACCGGAGACUCAAAAUGUGUUGGCUGCCCACGUGGAUAUUUCUGCUCUGGAUCUUGCUCGCUACCAGUAGCGUGCCCUAAAGGCACUUCGUCUGGCGUCGAGUUCGCACAUGAAGUUACCGCGUGUCAAGCUUGCUCGAUUGGCAUGUACGCACAUAGCGAAGGAUUGUCAACUUGCCUCACGUGUCCGGCUGGUGCUUUUUGUAGUGACCCGAAUGCAAGUCCCCAGCCGUGUCCAUCGGGUUUCUUUUCAAGUAGUGGCGAAACACAAUGUCAUGAAUGCCCAGCAGGAAACUUUAACAAUGAGUCAUUUCAGUCAAAAUGUUCAAAAUGUCCUGAAGGGUAUUACUGCCCAAAAGGCUCAACUAAUCCAGUGGCGUGCACACACGGUACCUACUCUGUAAAUUCUGGCGCUACCCCUUGCGAAAAAUGUCCUGCUGGGUAUGCGUGUUCUGAUCCGACAGUUGAACCAGUUUCAUGCCCAAUUGGCUCAUACUCGCUUUUCGAUGCUGUGUUAUGUACGAUUUGUCCAGGUGGACAUUUUUGUCCGUUUACAAAUCAAGCACCACAGAUUUGUGGCUCGGGGUACUAUAGCUUACCAGGCUCUUUAUCUUGCAAAGCUUGCCCUCGUGGAUUUGCUUGUGAUAGCAGUACUUCAACGAAGCCUAAUGAGUGUACAUUAGGCACGUACAACAGCAUUGAAGGAGCGGUGACAUGCCGUUCGUGUCCCGCUGGUCACAGCUGUGUCGACGUGAGUCAAUCCCCUAUUCUUUGUCAGCCUGGCAGCUACAGCUCCGAGGGUGACCACAUAUGUCAUGCAUGCCCUGCUGGUAGCUAUUGCCCUGACCAAUACAGCUCUCCUUUCACUUGUGCUAUUGGAACUUAUUCGCUCGGGAGUGCUACGAUGUGCACUUCAUGUGGUCUUGGCGUGACCUGUUCGACUGAUGUGGCUCCAGUAGCAUGUACUGCGGGAUACUAUUCGGUCAAUGCGUCGUCUCCAUGUUUAUUGUGCGAAGCUGGAAAUUUUUGUUCGUCAACAUCGUUGCCUCCAAAAAAAUGUAAUCAAGGCACUUACAGCUACAGUGGAGCCGUAUCAUGCAAAAGUUGUCCCUAUGGGUACACUUGCUCGACCGCGGGAGAUCUUGUGGCAUGCGCGUUAGGCCAAACAAAUAAUGCGGAUCAUUCUGAAUGUACUUUUUGUCCAAAAGGAUACGAAUGCUCGCCAUUUAAGACUUCUGCUAUAGCGUGUACGCCAGGAAGCUACAGUUUGGACGGAGAAGGUCAGUGCAUCCAAUGUCCGAAAGGCUAUAUGUGCGCAACAACAACGGAGGCUCCCGUGCGUUGUGAGGUCGGGUCUGUUGCUGUAGCUGGCUCUGUUGAGUGUGUCAAUUGUCCGGCUGGUUACUACUGCCCGCAACCAACUUCAGAUCCACUCUCAUGUCCUCUGUGGCAUUAUUCCACAAACGGCAGUUCGUUUUGCAUCCCGUGCCCGGCAGGAAUGGAUUGCACGUCAGCAUCUAGCGCUCCAAUAACGUGUCCGAGUGGAUCGUAUAGUCUACACCCCGCUUCAGCCUGUUUAUCAUGCCCAGCUGGAUUUGAGUGUGUGCAUUCAGGGGCAGCUCCAACGGUCUGCAGUCCUGGCACAUUCAGCGUUGAAGGACAGGCGAGAUGUACGCAGUGUUAUGCAGGGUACUAUUGUCCACAGUCCGGCCAAGUUAUACAGCUUCCCUGCUCUGUUGGAACAUACACCGAGGCCGGAGCAACUGCAUGUACUACCUGUCCUGCUGGCAUGUAUUGUCCAGUGACGAAUCAGGCCAAAAAGAUUGCAUGUGCAGCAGGAACUUACUCACUGGGAAGCCAAGCACAAUGUAUCUCAUGCCCAAGAGGUUAUAUGUGUCCGGACGUAGAUGGUAGCCAGAAUGAGAUUUGCGCUCCGGGGUGGUUUUCGUCGGGAGGCGCAGUACAGUGUACAACCUGCCCAGCUGGACAUGCUUGCCCAGACCCGUCAACGUCUGCUCCUCGUGCCUGUCCUAAUGGAUACUAUAGUCUGUCUGGAGCCAUCGCCUGUAUUGCUUGCCCCGUCGGUUAUGCGUGUCCUGAUUCAACGACUAAGCUUCUUGUACCUUGCGCUAAAGGAACGUUCUCAGCUGGUGGUGCAAUCUCUUGUACACCAUGUCCAGCUGGUUUUGCGUGCGCAUUUCCAAACAGCUCAAUUGUCGAGCUGUGUCAACCAGGAUUUUAUUCAACCGCAGGUUUAGGGUCGUGUAUCGAGUGUCCUCGAGGGUAUUAUUGCGACACACCAAAUGAGUUGCCAAAAAACUGUUCUGUGGGCUACUUUAGCUUACGUGCUUCGACGAGCUGCUCAGCGUGCGAUCCUGGCUACGAGUGCCCACGACCUGAUCAGCUGCCACAACCGUGCCCUGUUGGAUACUAUAGUGAAGGUGCUGCGGCCAAUUGCCGUUCUUGCUAUCCAGGGUACAAGUGCAGUCUUGCUUCAAUAAGUCCGACUCCUGAAGAAGACGCUUGUCCGAUGGGUGGUUACUGCAACCCAUCGACGAGUUUUUUUCUCUGCCCUGCAGGCACAUUUGGGAACGUGACAGCAGGAGAGAGCAUUGAUCACGCCUGUGCACCUUGUACAGAGGGAUAUUUUUGCGAAAUGGGAACGACGCCUCUGACGCGGCAGAUAUGCCCAGCAGGCUUUUAUUGUCCGGAGGGUACUAAGCGCGCGUCGCAAAAUCCGUGUACAGCUGGAACUUAUAAUCCAAGUCAAGGACAAAAAAGCUCUGAUAUCUGUCAGACAUGUCCACGUGGGUCAUACUGCCCGACUGGAAGCUCUGAGCCGCAGGUGUGUCCACAAGGAUAUUUUUGCCUUGAAGGAACUAGAGCUGCCAACCAGUACCCAUGUCCUGCCGGAAUGUUUAGUGGUCCGAAGACUGGCCUCACAAUCGCCUCGCAGUGCAAUGAAUGUCCAUCCGGAAGCUACUGUCCAGAAGCAAGCAGUGCUCCAACAAAAUGUCCAGCAGGUCGAUACAAUCCAAAAAUAGGAGCAGCAGAUUUACACGAGUGUCUGGAUUGCCCACCUGGUUGGUCAUGCCCUCACGUAGGUCAAAGUGACUAUGUUGAUCGCUGCGCUAAGGGUCAUUACUGUCCUGGUAAAACUGUGCUUGCGACAGACCACCCUUGCCCUGCUGGCACCUACACUGAAAGUUUAGAGCUCACUCGCUCUCAAGACUGCACUAUUUGUCCAUCGCGUCACUCCUGCUUACAAGGUACAGGAGGUGAAACACAGGCCAUGCUGGAAUGCGGCCCCGGAUUCUUCUGUCCGAAUGGUACAGCCUACCCAAAUCAAUUUCCGUGCCAACCAGGCACAUGGAGCCCUAGUACGUCACUUUCAGCUGCGAAGGAGUGCAAUAUUUGCCCAACAGGUAAAUACUGUCAAGGAGGCAAAUCGUAUAUUGAUGGAAACUGUGCACCUGGUCAUUUUUGCCCGCUCGGAACGUACUCAAGUACUCAAUUUCAGUGCCCAAGCGGAACAUACACAGCCAAGACAUGUUUAUUCGAGCCAAGCCAAUGUGACGACUGUCCUCCUGGUCACUACUGCCCGACUGGGUCUGCUGCACCAAUCCCGUGCAAGGCGGGAAGCUACGCUUCACUCAAUAAUACGAAGAGUGUGGGUCCAGCAGAAGCAUGGCCGGCAUGUAUCACGUGCCCUGCUGGGUACUACUGCAUUGAGGCAUCCUCGGUUCCCCACCAUUGUGGCAAGGGAAAUUUUUCGACAAGUGGAUCAAAAACGUGCUCUACAUGCGAAGCUGGUUUCUUUUGCAGUAGUGAGACGACCAGCGCUGCAAAUAUGCGGACCAAUACCGGGGGCUGGUCAGCGCUUGGAGCAAGCUACGGCACGUGCUACAACGGUACAUACUGCCCUGUGGGACUCGAUAGGGAACCCGCUCUUGAGUUAGACGCGUGUCCACCGGGGUUUUAUUGCCCAACAGCUACUCCAUUGCCAAUUAUUUGUCCUGCGGGUACCUAUAGCAAUUUCACCGGCCAAGACAGCGUCAAUGAUUGCACACCGACGCCCGCAGGCUAUUUUAGUAUUGCAGGCUCACUGGAGCCGACGGGUGUUUGCUCUCCGGGUUUCUACUGUCCCAUUCGAUCGACCUCUCGCACUCAAGUGCCGUGUCCAGCUAGGUACUACCUUGAUCGAACCAAGGGUCAGAGUGAGGAGGAUUGUGCGCUUUGUUUUUCCGGCUCGUAUUGUCCUCCUGGCACAGCUUACCCAAUCAAAUGUCCUAGAGGAUACUAUUGCCGCACAGGGAUUGCAUAUCCAGAGCCUUGUCCGAUUGGCACAUACGCGAACGCUAGCGGAUUGCGUGAAGAGGACGAUUGUCAAUUUUGUUUACCGGGUAUGUACUGUGAUUCGACAGCACUCACCAGUCCAAGAGGGCUUUGCGACCCGGGAUACUACUGUUUCGUGGGGGCUCACACGUCGGCUCCAACGAAUCAUGAGCUUAAUAUAUCUGGCGUGACUUACUUAAAUUCUGGUGGUCGAUGCCCUAGAGGGGCUUACUGUCCUCUGGGCUCAUCAUCACCGACGCUAUGCCCGCCUGGAACGUUUAAUAACUUCACUGGACUUGAGUCAGCAAAUCAAUGUCUGCAAUGCCCACCAGGUAAGUACUGCGAAACUCCAGGGCUACUCGCGCCGACCGGUAGCUGUUACCCUGGAUAUUUUUGUAUUGGAGGAGCAGUCGUUCCAACUCAAAUGGAGACGCCAGCUGGGUCGCUAUCGCUCGUUGGUGCUACUGCGCCAACGCCAUGUCCACCCGGGCUAUAUAAUCUUCAUCCAGCCCAAAAUCAAUGCGAAGUUUGUCCUGCUGGAUUUUAUUGCGAGUCACCGGGAACGAUAUUACCUAAACUGUGCCCCAUUGGGAAUUACUGUCCUGAAGGGACAACCUUGCCAGUAAAAUGCUUGCCUGGUACUUUUGCGACCGGACAAGGUCUAGUAAUGAUUGAGCAGUGUACACCAUGUCCCGUCGGUCAAUACUGCGAUUCUUAUGGUCUCUCAGCUCCUAGUGGGUCGUGUUUUGCUGGCUUUGUGUGCAGUGGGGCGUCGCCGAUUGCCAAUCCUAUCGGCCGAAAUUAUGGCUAUGUGUGUCCGGUAGGUAAUUAUUGUCCAGAAGGCACUAAAAGUGCUAUUCCUUGCCCCCUAGGGUCGUUUCGAACUGAAAGUGGAGGUACAAGCCCGGAAUCGUGCUCGCUCUGUCCCGGAGGCAAGCACUGCAGCUCCACAGCCUUGGCUGCUCCGUCGGGUUUUUGCAGUGCAGGAUACUACUGUGUUUACAAUGCGUCGACGCCGACACCGAUAGAUACGAUAAGUGGGGCAAUCUGCCCUACUGGGUUUCACUGCCCGGAGGCAAGUACGGCCCCAAUUAAAUGUAGCGCUGGCACAUACGCUGCGAAAAAGGGUCAAGACGUGUGUGACAAAUGUCCAGCGGGGCACUUUUGCGACGGUGUGACAACUAGUACAUACGCAAAUUGUCCUGCGGGUCACUAUUGCCCUGCAGGCACAGCACAAAGACCCUUUCCUUGCCCAGUCGGAACUUUUAGCAACUUGAUCCGUCUUGCGAAUGUUACUGAAUGCCAGACGUGCACGGCAGGAUUCUUUUGUGAAAAACCUGGGCAAGUGCAGCCUUCAGGACUAUGUGCGGCAGGAAAUUUUUGUCCUCCACGAUCAGAGAAUGCUUUUGGCAGAACAGCUGAUGAUGACACGCAUGUCUGUCCUGCUGGUUUCUUCUGCCCUGAGGGCACUUACUUACCUCUGAUGUGCCCGACGGGAACAUACUCGAAUGCUACGGGAUUAAAAAGGUUUGACGAUUGUGUUUUUUGCGAUGAAGGCGCCUACUGCACCGGGUCUGGCCUCGUGGAGCCUACUGGACCAUGUGACGGUGGAUACUAUUGCAGACGUAACAAUACUCAGCCUGAUCCUUCAUCUGGUGUCACUAUGGUCGUGACAGGUACUGAAGAAUCUGAAAUUGUCGUGUACUUUGGUGGACAAGUCUGCCCGAUCGGUUCGUAUUGUCCACGAGGGUCUGUGAGUCCACUUUUGUGUCCCGAGGGUUCGUACGCCGACGUCGCUGGAAUAUCGACGUGUCUUGCGUGUCCCUCCGGUUUUUUUUGCCCUCGUGGCUGCAGCGACUAUCUGAGCAAUGAAUGCCCGAUCGGUCACUACUGUCCGGAAAGUACGAAACGAGCUACUCAGUUUCCGUGCCCACCUGGGUCUUUCGGGAACCGUACGAGACUGCAAAGCCCCGUGCAGUGCACUUUAGCACCUGGAGGCACAUUUGUUGAUGGUACUCCGGCAGAUAUCACAGCGACUGGCGGACCGUGUUUACUUGGUACAAACUGUCCUGAGGGUUCAGCAAUUCCGAUCGUCUGCAAUGCUGGCGCAUACUGUUCAUCAACCAAUAUUGAUGCAGCAUUGCCAUGCAAGGAGGGAUUUUACUGCGUACAGGGAUCUUAUACUGCGACUCCGACUGGCCAAACUAACUCGCUCGGAAGAAUUGGUGACGUCUGUACGCGUGGGCAUUACUGCCCACAAGGUACCAGCAACCCCAUUCCAUGCAUCCCUGGAACAUAUUCUGAGACUACUCAAAACGUUAAUGCAAGCAAUUGCCUUCCAUGCUCCCCUGGGUAUAUCUGCAGCACCUCUGGGAUUGUCACACCUUUCGAAAAGUGCCCGGCUGGUUUCUUCUGCACCGGUGGAGACAGCGUCGCUACGCAGCGUUGUCCAAAAGGAUUUGAGUGUCCAGAGAGCUCGAUAAAGCCGCGUGCCUGUCCUGCUGGAACUUUUGCAGACGAAAUUGGUCUUUCGACUUGUAAAGUGUGUCCUGAAAGGUUUUACUGCGAGGCUGGUAGUGUGAUUCCUCUGGUAUGUCCUCAAGGUCAUUACUGUCCAUCACAAACACCAUCGCCAACAAAGUAUCCGUGUCCAGCUGGGUCUUUUGGAAAUUUUUCAUCUCUGGCGAGCCCAACGGAAUGUACUCAGUGUCCUCCUGGAAGGUUUUGUACCGGCUUACCACCGACAAACACAACGUCAGGUGAAUGCGCUCCAGGCUUUUAUUGCGCUGGAAACGCCACCACAGCUAAACCAUUAGACGGCAUUAUGGGGGGCAUUUGUCGCGGUGGUCAUAUUUGCUAUGGAGGGUCUGCAGUGCCCGAUCCGAUAGAUGGAAUCACAGGUCAAAUAUGCAACCCUGGCUUCUAUUGUCCAGAAGGCUCCCCAUAUCAAAUCCGCUGUCCAAAGGGAACAUACAACAGCAUUGAGAAACAGAGUUUCUGCGUUGCGUGUCCGGCCGGUAGCUAUUGCGAUACAAACUCGUCGAGUCCUGUAGGAUGCCCCCUACGGUAUUAUUGUCCAAGAGGGACCAUCAACCCCGUUCUAUGCCCCAAUGGUACCUACGGGCACGAAGUGGGGCUUACAAAUGCUGAGGAAUGUGCUCCAUGCCCUGCAGGCAAAUUUUGCCUAGCGGGUACUGUCACCGCUUCGUGUACUGCAGGUUAUUACUGCAGAUUGCGUAAUGAUCAUCCCAAUCCAAAUGCAGCAAAAUCUGAUAAUAUAUCGAAUAGUGAGUUCACGUGGCGAACGGAAGCAGGUGGUCCUUGUCCGAUUGGUCACUAUUGUCCUGAAGGAGUGCUGGACCCUAUUCCAUGCCCCACAAACUCGUCACGUAUUCAGACUCUUGGAGCUGCUCUAAGCGAUUGUGGAUUAUGCCCUGCUGGCAAAAGUUGCACUGAUGGCAUCAAGACCAUCCCGUGCCCUACAGGUUCAUAUUGCCCGUACAGUGUGGGGGAGGUACCUUGCCCGCCUGGAACAUUCAAUGGAGCACAGGGCAAGGAAAACUUGGAAGACUGUCGACCAUGUGAUGCUGGGAAAUUGUGCAAUCGAACGGGCAUUAUAGACCUUGGCGGAUAUGACUGCCCUUCAGGACACUUCUGUCAUAGAGGUUCCACUGAGCCAAGCCCGUGCCCAGACGGGACUUACCGCGCUUUUGCGGGGGGCAAAAGCCCCGAAGAUUGUUUGCUGUGUAUUGAGGGAUCGUUCUGUAGAGCAGGAGCAGCACAACCAAUUGUUUGCGACGCUACGUCGUACUGUCCUGCUGGAUCAGGCUCUCCGGUUUCAUGUCCUGGUGGUAGCUACUGUCCGUAUAACUCAACGGCUCCAUUCACAUGUCCUGAAGGUUAUUUUUGUUCACCUGGAGUUGCCUUGCCUUCGAUCUGCACGCUUGGCCACUACUGCCCUCGUGCAACUCAAGCGCAAAUCCCAUGCCCGUUGGGGUUUCGUGGACGAGCAACUCCUCUAGAUGGUGCAUACAUAUCGCUCUAUACUUCGUGUGAAGCGUGUUCUCCUGGAACCUUUGGAUCUGACUUCAACCGAACGCGUUGUGAUCAAUGCUUAGAAGGUUUUGUUUGUCUUGGGGCAACCACUACAAGUCACCCAACAAGUCCGGAGGCUGACAGAGGCUAUCCGUGUCCACCUGGUUUCUAUUGCCCUGCUGGUUCUUCAUUGGAGAUCGCGUGCCCACGUGGAACUUACCAACCAAGCUACGAAGGCAAGAAUGCAUCAGCGUGUCUACUUUGUCCAGAUAAUACAUAUCAAAACUUAGAAGGACAGACGACCUGUUUACCCUGUUCUUCGAGCGCCUACGCGGGGACAGGGUCCGCCAAAUGUUCAUGUGCUGGUAGCCAUCGCGCCUUCCAAAUGACCGACGGGUAUUGUAUCUGUGAACCUGGCUACGAAUUUUACGACCAGAAUAUGAUUCUGCGCAGUGACGAAGAUGGAGAAGUAGAUUGCCAGCCUAUCGUAUACGCUCGUUGCAGCAGCAGUCAGGUGCGCUCUGAUAAUGGGUCAUGCGUUUCAGCGAGCGGAAAAGUUUGCGAUGCAGCGUGUAACAGUGGUGCUGGUACAUUUGUCGCUAGUCUUGGUAUAUGCCAGUGUAACGAUCAGCUUGACUUGGAUACAGUUUGUGAUAAAAAAUGUCGUGACGAAGCAACACGAAUUGUGGUGAAUAGCAGCACGUGUCAAUUGCAGCUCCUCGAUUCGAUCUCUGGCAAAGUGGGGCUCUUUAAGGACGUAGACAAUACUAGUGGCCUUUUCUCCAAGGUAUCUUGCUUAUCAGGAAGCAAUUGCCAGCUACACUCAAUUACAGUAGCCUCUACUGGAUUUAUAGGCUCUUAUGAGCUACCUGCAAGUAUUUUGGAUGAUUCUGCACGAAGACAACGACGUUUGACGACAGCUACGGCCUCAAAAUCGAUCGCAAAUCCUAUGGUCUGCUUAUCUUUGGGAGACGGUCUAUACUUUGACUUGUCGGUGCCUCGAUCCUAUCCGAUUUAUCUUAAGAACUCCAUGCUGAACACUAACCCGAGUUUUGAUCACGGGGCCUUCCGCUUGAUUGCUGAGAAGGUGAUUAAUUCGAGCCUCGUAUCAGCGUUUGCGUUCUCCUUUACAGAACCAGGGACGUACGUGUUUGGAAACUCACUUAACCCAGCAGCCCAGACAGUUGUGUUUGUCAUGAAGCAAGGAACAAGUUGUCCUACUGAAGCUCCGAUCGUUCCGCUUAAUGAGAGAAAUUUGAUCGCCCUCAGCGCCAAGAGACGAACUGAUGAUAUUAUCUUAUCCCCUGACUGGGGGCUUAUCAUGGGGCUACUGAGUGCUUUUUUUGCUUCGGUGGUAGCAAUCAUUGGCGCUCUGUACUAUUUUCGAGCCAGAAGUUGGACAAACACUUACAUACCGAGUGCCAGUGGAUACCGCGCGAAGACUAAACACGUCAACUUGGCUUGUAUGCAUACUAAAGGAACUGUCUUGGUGAACUCGACUAGUAUUCUUCAACAUGGGUCUACUGCACCAAUUAUAUCAGAUCUAUCACCAACAAGCAAGGAACAAAGUACCCUUGAUGGACAAGGGUCUCGAAAGAAAAGUAAGUUGGAGCAUCAAGUGGAUUCAGACGGCCGAAGCGAGGAUGAUAUGGAACUUCGUAAUCUGUUUGAUUGUCUUCGGCUCUAUCAUGAAGCUGCAACGAAAAAUUCUGAAAUUCAAAAAGGCGAUGUGAAGGAAUUGGUUCGGCACUUGCAAGCUGAAGCAAUUGAACUCAAAAGAUUGCUCGUAAGCACUUUGGUUGCUUCUGACGCGGUGGCCACUUUAUCGGUAAGUGACGCUUCAGCGAAAGACGAUGUAGCCGAAACGUCCGAAGCCCUCCCUAUAAGCAGUCUCAGUGGGCUUCCGCGAUCACGGAUGGUUGCAGACAAAGAGAGGAUUUUGCUGGAGAUGGUGGAGUGUAGCUUACAGGAUCGCAAACACUUUAUACAAAAAAGAAAUACUAUGCUGGCCGAAGUGAGUACUGGGCUCUACGUGAUCGAAGGAUGGGGUACACUUCUGGCAGAGCUAUCAAAUGCAAUUGUGCAGGAGAUGUUCUCAUCCAUCGGUGAUCACACGCCUGAACAAACCAGAACAAACGAGAAUUCUCGUAUUGAGCAUGUUCGUGCAGCACUUGACAAUUUAAAGACCCUGCUUGCGCCUGAUCCGCUGACUCAAACCUCAUCAUCACUUUUCUAUCUAAUAGAGCAUGAGAAAGGUCGACGUGAAGUUGGGAAAUUCAUUCUGGAAGCAUACCAGCGCUACUUUCUCCAACGCUUGGCCUUGAAAAAAGAGGCUGACGAUCCUAUUGGUCCUCCCACCUUUAUCCAGAGAAUUCUAAAAUUGCAUGACGAAGUUGAAAAGUCUCAAAAUAAAGAGGAUGAGGCUUUUACAGGGUUAUUAUCGUCAUUGCGAAAGCUUGGCGCUGUUCUACCUCAAGUACUUGUUUCAAUAGAUGAUUUGGAAACCAACUUUUGUUGUGAGUUUGAUGCCAUUCGUGAAGAACGGAAUCCCGAUAGGGAGCGUGAAGUUCAAGCACAAACGCGAAAUCGUUUAAAUAAGCUGCUGAAGGAAGUUGCUGCUGGAGCUAAGAAAUUGACUGAUAGCUUAGAAAAGGAAGCACCACGCACUUUGAAACUACAGCGCCAAGCUCAACACGCAGAAGGUGCACUUGUUAGAGCGGUGAGUAGUGUCAAAGAUCAAUCGAAUAUAAUUGAUCAAGAUCAAAGAGAUCGAAUGCUCGAAAACCUUAGUACACACGAAGAGGCGAAUGUUCGACCGCUGACUUCUGCAACGGACCUAAUUGCUUCAAAACCCCAAGACGAUCAGCUUUCUCGAUUAAAAGAUUUGCUGGUUGAGCCUACUACAUGUCUUCGAACUGGAAAAAAAGCAGUACCUCUCAUAGCAGCUAUCCCACAGCUGCCUACCAAUGUUAGGCUUCUGCAUACUCCGAUAUCGGUACAUCCGCAGAUUGUAUUAGAGCGCGAACCUGAGACAACGGUACAGGAGAGUGCGGCUGCGUAUGCGUCGUCGCUAGAAUUGAGCUACCCACAACUUACAAAGUUGGAUAAGGAGCGCUUGUUAGACGACUUUACUUUAGACUUAUGCACCAUUCAGUCAUCUAUUAGUGUGGAAGAGACGCGAAUGCAGGCAGAGCUGGCAUCAAGACAAGUCGUCUCCAAGACCCUUGUUGAGGCAAAACGCACCCAUAUUCAGCGUUGCGAGCAGGAAGACACAGAUACUUUGCGUAAGCAGCACAUUGAGGAGGAGCAAAACUUGAAGUCACUAUUUCAGCAAGAAGAGUUUGCGAUUGAGCAAGAAUAUCUUAACGAACUAUCGGUUUUGAAAUUGAAGUUUGAGAGUGACAUACCUGAUGGUGACUCGAGGAAUUUCCAUUUAGAUCUGGAUAAUGAUACAUAUAAAGUUGACCGAUCCUUUCCACAAGGCUCAGCGACAAUGGCCGAUUUAUCAGGCUCUGAAAACGAAAGUUCAGUUGAUGACAAUGCCGACAUUAUUGCCCAACUCAACGUUGUGUAUUCCCAAGCGUGGAAAGAUCGUGUUCAUGUAAUUGACAUGGAAGAAGCGCUUAGAAAGGAGCGACAUACAGCACGAGUUUAUCGCGAAAAGGAUGUACAGCUGGGCAUUAUUAAAGAAGUGAUGGAAGAUGAAUCUAAAAAUCAGGACCUAGCAUUCGAAUUUUUACAAAUCAAGGAGAAAGUUUUGGAGGAAAUCGUUGCAGAACAAGAUCAUAUGGACUUGAGGCAAGAAAAUGCUGUAAACAGAGCAGUGAAAUGUCUUCAGCAGCAAAUUGCAGCCUGUGCUGCUGGUGAUGAAAGUCAUAAGACUAACAAUUUGCCGCAAUCGAAUGUGACCAUUAAACGAUUAGUCACUGCCGCAAGAAGGGCUGCUCAGGCUGACAAAGUGGUUGCUGAGACGGUUAUUGAACAGGCUAAUCGUAAACUUCAGAAACUGCAGUAUAAAUACGAUAAUAAGAUUUCGACAAUACGAAGUGAAAUCGAAAGCACCUACUUGCGGUUUGAUACUAAGAUGCGAGACGCAACUAGAGCCAAAACUAGUAUUGACCCAAAUAAAAAGCAUAUAGGAUCCGAUGAAGUCUAUAGUGAAGUGAUAGAGGAUGAUUUACACGAAGAACUGCAUGCCAAAGUGGAAGAAAAUGUGGAUUAUUCGAUUAUAAAGCUUCGAUACAAGCACUUUAAGAUACAACGGCAGGUGGAAACCGAGAAAAUUGAAGGCGUAGUUAAUUUAGCUGUGGCAGAUGCUCAACUAGCGUAUCUCGAUGGAGUGUUUGGCGAUAACCAAGUCAUCCUAAUGACUCCCAUCACCACGCGCUUCACAAUUAAGCCAACGAAAGUCGGAAAGUGUCUUGCAGCUCUUGCUUAUCGAAUUUCGACACAAAUUGAGCACCAUUUUCAAAAUGCGUUCUCAAAUUUACACGCCGACUUCGUGGUGACAUGCACCAAACGUCGACAGGAUCUUGACGACGAUCAUGCAAUACGAAACUCCAAACUGGUAGAAAAGUUCAACCAUCGACACCAUGAGCUCGGUGACAAGAAUUUGCCGCCGAAACUUAUACAGCUGCAUGAAGUGGAAACGACGAGGAGAGAUGCCACAUAUGUAAAAGCCACCACAAUUCUCGACGAUCACGAAAGGCAAGAAGGUCAAAAACUCGCCAAAUUAUUAGCGUCUUCGCUAUACGAAAGUGGGAAAAACAUAAAAGGGUCAAUUCGUCAGUAUCGGCAAAGGUAUGAAAUAGCAACUGCUCUUCUUGAAUCGGGCGAUAAAGAAGGUGCAACAAGGCUGUCAAAUGCUAUAGUGGACGCGCUCGACGCACUUGAAUUCGAGGCAUUGCAGCGUACACAGAAUGCAGCACAAGCUCGGAAGGAGAUCGAGCGCGAGACUAUGCGGGCACGAAAAGAAAAUGUGACUGCCAUGGCAGAUCUGGAGGUAGCAUGUAAGGUAGAAAAGUGUCAUCAGGAGCAGUCUUUAAAGGAGCGCAUGACUCGACUGCCCGAGAAACAGUUAGCGGCAAUAUCCGAUUUAGAGGAAAUGGCUAAGAUUGAGACAGAUUCUAUAAAGCAAGACUGUCUGGAGACGCAGCAACUAAAAGAUCAAGUUGACACACAAACGACUUUAGCUCUUCACGUUAAGCUUGGAAAGCAGCACGAACUUGAAGACAGAUUGGCACAGCCGCUUCAUGAUGCUACUAUCGCGAUAUUAACUGCGGUUGCGUCAAGAGAAGCAGUAGCGCUGGCCCGCCAUGAGUUUUUUAAUGCUGAAAAAAAAGGAAAGGAUGGCAUGGCCUCUUUGAUGCGAUUAUGGGGGGCUCGAUCACCCUCGAAAUUAUGGUGGAACGAGUUGAUAAGGAUGACUGCGCAAAAAAAGACUGCUCAAACGGUAUCAGACAAUACCAAAUAUCCCGGUGUUGGUAAUGAAAAUGUUGUGGCAGACGUUAUGGCCGCGAAAAUUGAGGAGCAAAUCAAGUCAUUGAGCUCGAAACUUUGUCGAGCGGGAUAUCAACAGCAGCGGAAAUUACAACUGGAAGAAGUGCACCGAAAGGCCGAGCUUGAGAUAUACUUGAGUCUUAGGCAUAAAGAUGCUAGCAGGCAGCAGAAUAUCAAGGACAUCGACGAAGACGAAACAAAGAUUCGCCAGCAGCUCGUGAUCACAGCUAUUGAGCAAAAAUUCGCAUCAGAAGCGGAGACUGAAAUGGAUCUGCAUCUCCUUGAGGCAGCUAUUUUAUCAGCUGGUGAAAAAAGCAUGACUGACAUCAAGUCGCUUCUGGAUAGUUGUCAUCUAAAUUUGAGCUCUGAACUUACUGCUCUUCGAUAUGAUCAUCAUGCUCGACAACAAAUACUCGAUGACGAAAAUCAUCAGCAAUCACAAAUGUUGCGUCCUGAUAAAGCUUCGGAGCUUGCUAGGGCUAGAGAGAGCUGUGGUUCUGGUGCACUCACGGCUAUAGACGAUGCAUCAGAUCAGAAUGAGACAAAAGCGCCUCGCGACAUUUCGGGAACCGAAGUGGAACAGCUAGAUACGCUUUAUGAACAGCUUCUAGGGAAUAUCAACGCAGCAUUUACUGCAGCCGGUCAUAGUGCUGAAAAACGCUGUGACGAUGCGAAUGCAAGACUAGCUUUAAGUCUUGAAGAGCUACAUAUCAUCAAAACAGAAUACGACAAUGAAAAGCGCAUGCUUUGUGAGGCAUUGGGCGCUGAGCAAAAUAGACGGCGAGGCAUCUUACAAGAAAAAAUGGCAAAACAGUGGUGUGAACGACUUGCAGAGCUGAAGAAACAGCACAACAAUUCUUCAGAAGAAAUAGUGCAGCUCAAAAUGAGAGAGCUGAGUGACGAGCAUGAACACGAUCGUUCGCAACUCGAAGAUGUGAUUAGCAAGCAGACCAUUCAGGCACUUAUGGAGUUUGACGACAAAUCGCAUGCAAAUGAGAUUGUUUUGAGAGCUGAGACUCGGCGACUACGUGCAGAAAGCGAAGCCGCUCAGAUAGCUUGUGAAGCGUUGAACUUAGCAUAUUGUGCCGAAGCAGAUCGGUUUAGCCGCGAAUUUUACGCGUUUUUUAGUAAUGUGAAUUUGAAGAGCUUAAAGACCCAGCAUCGUCGCCGCAGAAUUGAAGAAAGGCUUGCAAUUAAGCAAUUUUCGAAGAACCAUAUCUCUGUGAAUUCUUCUUAUCUUCCACCAAAGACACACGGACCUUUUUUGUCAUCGUUACCUGCAACUGUGCAAUCCCUUAUGAUCGAUUAUAUAGAAAGUGAGGUGCACAGGCUGCAAAAGGAACACCACCGAGCCUGGGAAGAGUUACGAUGUCGUCUGCACGACGAGAUUCGGUUGCGUAAGGCACAUUUGGUAGAACGGCUUCAACGCAAACGUCAGUCGCUCUUUGAUAACACGGCGCUGACACCUCACGAUAAGUUAUGCAUUGAGGCUGCUAUGGACCGAGAAGAAGAUCAGGCGUGUCAGAAUUAUGACGCAUUCGUUACAUUAAUGGCUCGAUCACUGAAUUUGGCAAAUUUGCAAUCAAAAGAAAAUGUUGUCAACACUCUGGUGGACACUUUUUUGUCGAAUGGCGACAAGCUAGAUGCAGCAUGGAGAGUGAUUAGAACGCAAGAUGACGGAGCUCAUGACAAGCUACAAAAAUCACUUCAAGUAAAGCGGGACCAAGAACAGAUUCUUAAGAAGCGCCUUGAUCAGCGCUGCACUUUCAAAAGUGCAGGAAAAGAUCAAGAUGAAAAAGAAGAGCUGAAGUGUGAACUUGAAGAACAGCUUUCUUUAAAUGAAGUCCAAGAUUGGGCGGCUCUAGAGGUUUGUGAAUAUCUGAAAAUUGAGGUUGUGUUAUCCCCCUUAAAAGCCGCUGCGGAGCAGCGUUUGAAAUUGGCAGAAGUAGCAGAGUGGAAAGUGCGUGAUGAACUAACGUGCCUUACGAAAGUGCAUGCUCAAAGUUUGAUUAAGCUGCGUCAAUCCAUCCAGUCCAACAAGCCACGCCAGCAGCUUGUUUGCUUUAAGCGUGACCGACUUCCGACUGAUUAUAAUCAAAUGUUUGACGACGAAGCCCAGAGGGAUAAGCAACCGGCCAAAGCAAUGCUACAAGAAUUGUAUGGAGUAGACCUGGCUGAUACCGGGGUGGGCUCAAUUGAACACCGCUGGGAACAGGAAACCGAGCUGCUUGCGCGAUUUUGUGCCUUAUCUGUUAGUAAGGCUGCAGAAAAGAUGGCUCUGAUUUUGUGUGAAUCCGCUCGUCUCGAAGCAAACUGUGUGCGAGUAGCACAUGAAACUUUCGUGGCCCCAACGUUUCAAAAUUCAGCAUCAAAAGUCGCUAGUAGUCGAGAAUAUUUGGUUGCGCGUUUAGCCGAACGAAAAAACAAGCGAUGUCAUGAUAAAGAGCCGCAGUGGGGUCGAGAAAUGCCGAAAAAUACUUGUGCUAUAGAGUUGACAAACAUGGUGCAGUCGACAUCAGACCUGCACAAUGAUAGAGCGGUUAAUCGAGAGAUUGCACGCUUGCAGGAAGCCCAUGCUCGAGGUGUUCUUGCUAGACAGGACCAACUCAAGGCAGAUACUACAGUUCAAAAAGCGGCUUUAACGGCUCGUCUUGAUCACAAGCGACGAGCGGCACGGAAUAGCAGAGAGUCUGGCGUACAAAAUGAGAAGUCUUUACCGCUUGAAGAAGAGCAGGAACUAGUCAUUUUUGACAAAGAGCAAGCUGAAAGAACACGAGUCUUAGAAGCUGAAGCGAUUUCUGAGAUGGAACGUUUCAAGAAGGCUUUGCAUGAAGCCGAUGACUGUGGGGCUAGAUACGUUGAGCAAAAGCUGAUAGCGUGCAGAAAGUCUUAUGACGUUGAGCUGGCCAAAUUAGAGGAGUCACUUAGAGCCGAGCGUUUACAGCAAGAGUCUGCGUUGAAGCAAAGACUGGCAUUGAAGCAACUACGUCACGUAACAACGGGUAGUGAUGCCGAAGCCGAAGACAUAAAUGAGAAUGAAUUGGCACUGGAUGAGAAUAUUCAAGUUGACCCCGAGGUACAGAUGCGACGCACACGGCAGAACUUUAUUGAGCGUCAGCACCACGAAAUGGCAGAAGUGACACGUGAACUAGAACUUGAAAUGGAUUUACGAUGGCGGGCUGCGCUCGACCUGCAAUCAGCAGCGGAGCAUGAAAUUAGGCGGCUGGAGGAAGAGCAUGCGAGCGAUAGGCGUGCUUUACAAAAGACACAGUUUGCAGACCAGCAAAAGCGCGAAGCCCAGUUGAUUGACAAGCUGGCCAAGAAGUCUACACGUGUGUCAAAAGAAUCGAAUAGGAAAAAAGUGCAAUUAAAUGAUGUCGAAGAAAAAGUUGCUAUGGCGGCACUGCGGGAAGAAAUAAAGCACGAGCAGUUAAUAGCGUGGACUCGAGAGCGAGUGAGACAGGAGACUACGAUGACUUUGGCGACUGCGAAGCUAAGUGAAGCUUCGAAAGCAUCUGUUCAGGCUGCUGCUGCUUUGCGGCAGGCUCAAAUAGAGGUCACACGUACAGCAGCUGAACUCGAAAAGAUUAUUGGAGAAUGUCGGCAACAUGAGGCACCGGGAGCUGUAGGCUCGAAGCGAAAGCUUGCCGACCGUUUAGCAGAGAAGAAAAGCAAGCAGUAUUUGGAGCGAAGACAGGUAAUUAAUAAGAACAAAUCUGGUACCCAAGCUUCGAAAGACGAAAUUGAGCGCUUGCGUCUCGAAGCGCAGAUUGAAAUCCAGUUAACAUCAUGUCGUAAAGCUCACGAUGCUGAGGUAGUGAAGUUGCGAGAAGCGCUUCAAGCGGAACGCGAGCGUCAAGAAUGUGCAUUACACGAGCGAAUUGCGCGGCGGAAAGAGAAGCGAUGCUUGUUGAGUGCUCAAGCAAUAGUAAAAUGCGACUUAAAAGCCGCAGAAGAAGCCGAAUGGAAACAAGAUCGAGAGGAAGAGGCUGCUUUGGUUGCGACGCUGGCAUUGCAGGAACAGGAAGCGUGGAAUCAAAUUCAGAGCAAGCACGAGGAAGAUGUGCGUAAACUGCAAGAGCUAAAGCUCGAACAAGAGCGUGAGCGUUCAGAUCGCCAACAGCAAGUGGUUCAGCAGGAGAUAAAUCGAUUACAGAAAGAACAUGAGCGUGAAUUGCAAGCUUUCACUAAGUCACUAGUUCAAGAACAAGCGAGACAGGAGGAAAAAUUACAGCAGCGUAUUGCUCACCGGCGUGCACAAAAGCACCGCCAAGACGAGUUGGCAACCGCGAACGAUGCGGAAUUUCUACAGUCGAGCAUUGGUGCUGACGAAGAGGCUCGAGUUGCCGCUGAGUGCGAGAGAAACGAAGCUAUGUUGCAGACCCAUUCUCAAGUAGAUAUGGAAUCGGAGGAGAGAGAACGAGAGUUGAUUGCAGCACGCUUGGCGCAGCAACUAGAAAAGGAACAGGCUCGACAGAAACGCGAGAAAGAAGAAUUAGUGGCUAGAUUAAAUGAGAAAGCAGACGAGGAAGCGGCAAAGCGGGCACAAAAUUUGGCCUUAGAGAUGCAAAAGUUGGCGACCGAGAUGGCGGACAAACUGGCUUUCGAAUACAGUACAAAUCUACGUGAGCUUCGUGAGACACACAGUGCUGAUGGAGCUGCGCAGAAGGCACGGCUAGAGUCUCGGAUUGCGAUUAAGAAAGCGCGAAAGCUGCGUGAACUUGAAGAAAAGCGCGAGCUUGAGCGCCAACGUUUGCACUCAAGGCAGCAGCAAGAAGCCGACGAAGCUUUUAAGGCUAUAAAGGAGCGCGAAUCAGCACUGACAGAGGCGGCAGGGCAUACGAUGGUCCGCUCCGUCAACGAGAUGGAAGGUAAAGAGCAAUUCUCUGCAGCAGAGUCUGCUGCAUUAUCAUCUGAAAAAAAGGCAUUUGCGAUGAUUCGAGCAGCCAGACAGCGAAAGUGCGACGUGACAGCUGUACAACAGCUCUUUACAUAUGGCCUCAUACCAGCCAAACUUUCUUUACUUGAUGCGGUGGAGAUGGUUGUUGGACCUCGACACGAACGUGAGUUGGCUACUCAGCUUGCCGAGCUUGCAGCGAGAAGUCUUGAAAGUGUUCGCCAAGUCUUACAUGCUGUAUCCCAUCAGAAAGCAGCCCGCAAAGCCCAGACUUUACAAGAAAUCUCAGGCCGUCAGGGAAGCAGUGUCGAAACCUUAAGUAAGUGGGAUGUUGACACCAUACUAGCUCAACUAGAUUCAGAAUUUGCUGAUGAGUUGCGAGAAGCGGAGAGUCUGGCAACACGGAAUAAUGAAAAGGUCAAGACUGAGCUGAAAAAUCGUAUUCAAAAGCAGCAAAUAGGCGAGGUGGCUAAUUUGCUGGCUUAUUUUGACGAACAGCACACGGCAGCGCUCACCCACAUGGCUGCAAUUGCUGCGCCAGCCCCAUCACUCCAACAGAAUCAACAGCCUGUGAAGUCUCAGACAGCAGAUGAAGCGGAGUACUUGUCAACUGAGCUUCGAGUCAGGUUGGAGUUUGAGGCUAGUGAACGUCGUCGCGAAUUGGAGGAAGAGAGACGCCAGGAAAUAGACCGUUUAAGCAAGAUGCAACAAGCGCAGCUUGCAGAAGUCGACAAACAGACGGCAGCUUCAAUUAAUGAGGAACAUGCGGCGAUGAUGCAAAUGCUGACUAUGAGACUCAAGACGCCACCUGCUAGAACGGCGAGGCAGCAAAUGGUCGUGGAGCACGAGCACGCUAAUCAAAUUCAGCGUUUGACUUUGAUGCUAGAGGGUCGCGGCAAGCAGCAAAAGGCUCGAGUGCGAACUCGAUUUGGUCUGCAAAUGGCUCUGGUAGAUGAUGAAUUUCGUCGCAAAGCUCAAAUUGUCGUCACUGUGAUGAAUCAACAGGUCGUGCAAGAAGAGGCGAAACUACGUCAAAAGCGGUCUCUCAAGACAAAAGAAUUAAGCGACCAAGUCCAUCAGCAAAAGAAUGCAGACAGUUUACACUCGUCGCUGACGGGGGAAUUAGUCAAACGCUUGGGGAAUGCGCUGGAAGAGCGCCUCAUAAAAAUUGAAGAUUUAGUAGCGGCCUCUGUGGACGCCCAUAAUAUCAUGUCAAAAGACAAAACUGGACCGAAAGAAGGUGACUCAGAAAAAGAAGACGGUAGCUCUGUUGCGUACCGAGUCGCCAUAGCUGAAGCUGUGGCAACUGGCUGUCGCUACGAAAAGCGGCAGCUUGUCAAUACGCAGACUCUACUGGCCGCAUCAGCAUUCGGCGUCCGCAAUGCGAACGCAUUGGAUGCAUCAACAUUAACCCUUGUUCCCGCUGACCAACUUGACGAUAGAAUGCGUGCGCGACAAAGUUUUGCGGAUAUGCUGCUUCGUUUUGUGGCGACAGCAGAAGAACCUGCUGCAACGUCAGCCGUCAUAUGGCAUUUCGAGAGUGGCAACACAGGUGCAAUGGUUUACGCGAGUUUUUUUCUUAGAAAGGAGGGCUUUCAUUCGACAAAUACACUUUACCUCUCACUUUCUGCUCUGACAGAGCUGUCUACAGGUCAGCUAUCCAUUGUAAUUCUGCAUGCGCUGACACAGGCUCGCACAAACUCUAGCGAUUUGACAGAACCGCAGUUUAUUUCGAGCCUGUAUAGCCUUAUACUCCGCCUUCAACUUCAGCUACACAAUUCAGGAAACGUAGUGGUGCGGAUGAAAUGA